Messenger RNA from Ilex paraguariensis (yerba mate), 240 nucleotides. Lineage: Eukaryota; Viridiplantae; Streptophyta; Magnoliopsida; Aquifoliales; Aquifoliaceae. The record is from the annotation of a GenBank genome assembly.
AUGCUUUUCUCUUUUUAUGGCCUGAAGUCUUUGCAAAUCUACCCGUUUGCAGAUGUUGUAGGAUCAGCUAUUGGUUUCACAGUGUUCAGUGCUCUUCUCUCUUCAUGGGCGCUUACCUUUGCCAUCGGAGGGGAACAGCUUUUCGGCCAUGUUUGGGAUGAACUAGUCAUGUACAAUGUUGCUGACAGAUAUGGUUUGUCAGUCAUUACUGGAACUAGCAUCCCCUUAACAGAGCUCUGA